Molecule: messenger RNA, 1341 nt
Organism: Entrophospora sp. SA101
Lineage: Eukaryota; Fungi; Glomeromycota; Glomeromycetes; Entrophosporales; Entrophosporaceae
Source: the annotation of a GenBank genome assembly
AUGACGAUGACAACGAGAGGAAUUUUACUUUCCAAAGAUUUAAAACUUUUACUAAACAAUCCAACAUAUAGUGAUUUAAAAAUAUUGUGUGAAGAUGAGGUGAUAGUAUAUGGAAAUAAAGCGAUAUUGGCAGCAAGGUGUGAAGUAUUAGAUAAAUUAUUAUUCAACGGUAUGAAAGAAACCAAUCAAAGCCAAAUUAAAUUCCCGGUAAUCAAAUCCACCCCAAUGUUGAUUGUGAUGGAGUAUUUGUAUACUGGGGUGUUGAAUAAUAACGAAAUGGAAAUUAAAUUGGCAAAAGAUAAUGUUGUCGAAGCGUAUCAUGCAUCUGAUUAUUUUCAAUUCAGCACCAAUAGUGUUGAAAAUAUUGCACCAGAGUUAUUAACGAACGCGGUUAGAAAAAUGACAUCUAAAGCAGAUAAUGAAUUGAUUAGAUUAUUGACAAGCUGUGUAGCAAAGGUUCCGUUAGAUACAUUGGGUCAUGACAAACUUAGUGUUGAAGCAUUGAAAUGUUUACUACGACAAACUUUUGAUACCAAAGAAUUGUUUGUCACUCCAGAAUAUUCAAUAUUUAGAUAUGUUGUAAUAAGAAUAACAAAUAAUUUAUCAAAAGAUUUGGAUGAGGAUGAGGAAGAUAGAAAGAAAUACGAAGAGGCUAGACCUUUGAUAAUUGAAAAUUUAUUACCAUUAUUGAAAUUUAUUGAUCUAAGAAGAAUAGAUGUAAAUUUAUUGAUCGAUGUCAUUGAACCAUUAAAUCUGAUACCAGUAUCAACUUUACUAGAUGUUUACAGGUUUCAAGCCAGGGAAAAACGAUCGUUAUCACCGACUAGACGAGCACCGUUGACCAAAUGGAACAUCAAUUGGGAUAAACAAUGUAUAGGAAGCAAUCUGGUGAUUACCAAAGACAACAAUAAUUGCGUUGUAGAAAGUUCCAAAACCGGUAUAAAUGUACACAAUAAUGUUAGAGCCAAUUUUUUGAUAUGCGAUGAAGGAAUAUUUGAAUGGGAUGUGGUGGUUGAGGAAAUAUGCAUUUACGCAUGGGUAGGAAUUGCCACAGAGAAAGGUUUGGACUAUUCGAUAUUUGCCGGUCAACAAACAUGUGCAUGGGUGCUUGGAUCAAGUGGUAAAUGUUAUCAUAAUAACACUAGAACCAAUUAUGCAUCAGAAUUUAGUAGUGGAACGAGAAUCACUGUUCAUCUAGAUAUGACAAAUAAAACUUGUGCCUUCUCUAUUAACGGCGUGAAAUAUCCAAAUGUUGCAAAUUGGACAAAUCUUCCUUCAAGGGUAUAUCCAAUUGCUUCGAUAAAUCAACCAGAACAAUCUAAAAAAUUACAAAGAAUUUGA